Molecule: messenger RNA, 1166 nt
Organism: Hippocampus zosterae (dwarf seahorse)
Lineage: Eukaryota; Metazoa; Chordata; Actinopteri; Syngnathiformes; Syngnathidae
Gene: gnrh2
Product: gonadotropin-releasing hormone 2
Exons: 4
Coding region: 750-1007 (85 amino acids)
Biological process (GO): multicellular organism development
Cellular component (GO): extracellular region
Molecular function (GO): hormone activity
Source: RefSeq, a predicted model, not a curated record
CGGCGCAGCGGGUGACUUUUGACUUUGAUACCUGGCACCAUCAUUUCAUUUCCACAUUUGUACAGGAAAUCUAAUUGAAGAGGGAAAUUGUCUGCGGCCUGGCUAGCGGUCGACCAUGUUUGUUCCUCUGCCGUCCGCCUUCCGAUAUUGGCCUGGCAAAAGUAAGGUUCAAGGCUUGAGUCAUCAAGAUCAAAUCCAAAAGAGAUGGAUUGCUCUAAAAUCUUUAGGUCUUAUCAAAAAUAGAUGUGGACACAUUUGUGUUUGGAAUGAUACUAAAUUAGGAGGAAAAGGGCCAUUUGAAAUGACGUUUAAAAAAAUUACAUCUUGAAAGCACAGUUUUCAUAGUAAUUGUUACAUGAUUUUUUUUUUCUUGUAGAGGGGUGAUUCAUACGUAAACACCUCAGCCCCGGUGGGUGUCACUGCUGUUUGCAGAUGAUAAUUGGAAUUAUCCAGGUCCGCUUCACCUUGUGCCCCCCCCCCCCCCCCCCCCCCCCCCCACAGAUGUUAAUUUCUCCCCUUGGGAGGGAAGGAGCAUUGGUGUCAAUAAGGGCGGGACGAACAUUAAUGUGCUGGUGGGUGAUGGAAUAUAGGCAACGUGUAUAUAUAGUACGUGAAAAGCAUCUGUUCAGGAAAAGCUCUGUGAAAUUACUGAGUAACAGAAAGUUGAGUCCGACACCUUUGGAGGCGCUUUCAGGCAAGAUCAAGUGAGAGUUAAGACAAGCAGAUUUAGGAGGUAAAUAAAAGCUAUCAUGAGUGUAUCUCGGCUGGUUUUGCUGCUUGGACUGCUUCUCUGUAUUGAAGCUCAUCUGUCCAACGCCCAGCACUGGUCUCAUGGUUGGUAUCCUGGAGGCAAGAGGGACCUGGACUCUUUUGGCACAUCAGAGAUUUCAGAGGAGAUCAAACUAUGUGAGAGGGCGGAUUGCAGUUAUUUGAGACCACCCCGGAGGGGUAUUCUAAAGGGCAUUAUUUUGGAUGUCUUAACCAGAGAGCUCCAGAAGAAAAAGUGACAGCUUGCAGCAGCCUGACUCUACUCUUCUUCGUAAUAAUUUUGAAUUCAUUUAACGCAAUGUGCGCUGUUGGCUUCAGCGGAAAGAUUUCUGGCAUUCAGUGAUCAGUUAACCUGUGUUCAAAACAUGCCUUGAAAUAAAGAUUUUAUUUUGAUAUUA